CUGGCUAUUUUUUGGUUGUAGUUGUCAUUGUUACUUGUCAGGCCCAGGCUGGAGUCAAACCCUCCAGCUCAGGUGUAUGUGGCUGGCGCCUUCGCUGCUUGAGCCACAGGCGCUGAGCCUAAUUUUUUUAUUUGUAGUAGAGACAGGUCUUGCUCUUGCUCAGGCUCAUCAUGAAUUUCAGAGCUCAAGGGAUCCUCCCACCUCAGCCUCCAGAGUGCUAGGAUUAGAGGCAUGAGCUACCAUACCCAACCAGAGCCAACAAUAUUUUUCCAGCUCAUCCACCUUCCCUAUAUUACCAAGCUUUCCAGUCUUGUGUUGGAUGUAGAGACGUUUAGAAGGCUUAUAGGCUGUGUGGGCUAAAUGCUUGGCCUUUUGAAGAUGUUGGUUGGUUCAGGAGCAGCAGCUUCUGCCUUGACCCUGCCCAUUUGUAAAGUGACUUACCUAUGUUUCCCUUAAUUCUUGUUGUUGAUAAAGCACUUGAAAUUUUAAAUUUUUCGAUAAAGCAUUUUUUAGUCCCAUUAUACGUCAUGCCAACUCAAUAUUGUUGCAGUCACGAGAGGGAGACUGUCAGUCUCUGCAGCAAGCAUUCAGUGCUGGCUUAUGCUGGUGAUACUGAGAUUUAUUAAAGGUAGUUCCUAUCCUCCAGUAGCUUUACCAUACUAAGGGAGACAGACCAACAGAACUAUGUAACAUGAGAAUAAUAGGGGGAGGGGAGGGCUAGAGAAAAACAUCAAAAAGGACGAUUUGUCAAGAAAAGCUUUAUUUAGGAAGUCAAAGUGGGGUCUUGGGAAAAGGAAUGGUAAUAUUAUAGGGAGGAUGGUGGUUGAAGCAAGCGUGGGGAGAAUAAGAACAAAACUGUGGUGGUUAUGUGGAGGAGAUAAACAUUUGUGUACUAUGUACCAGGCUGUGCUAGGUGACAUUAAUUCAUUUGCCCCCCUGGGUCACCUGUGAGGUAGGUUUUAGUGUCUCCAAUCUGUAGGUGAGAAAACAGGCUCCAAGAGGGUAAAUGACUUACUUAAGCUACAAUGUGCUUGCAAGUGUCAGAGCCACUGUUUGAACCCAGAUCUCUAAUGGCAGCUCCUUUGCCCAUAUUCUUUGAUGCCUCAAAGAUCUGAGCAUAAAGCGUCUGUGUGUACCAUUUUCUGUGUUUUGACUUCAGACACCCAGGUUUACCUGAUUUCUGAAUGUUAUCAUCUUGUGUACGCCUGGGCCUGACGACAAUCCGACUUGCAGAUUCCUCUAUCUGUACUUUUUCCCGUUCCUUCAUGGACUUGAAGGCUCUCCUUUCCUCCUUGAAUGACUUUGCAUCCCUCUCAUUUGCUGAGAGUUGGGACAAUGUUGGAUUACUGGUGGAACCAAGCCCACCACAUACUGUAAAAACACUCUUCCUAACGAAUGACUUGACUGAAGAAGUGAUGAAUGAGGCACUGCAAAAGAAGGCGGACCUCAUUCUCUCCUACCAUCCACCUAUUUUCCGACCCAUGAAGCGCAUAACCUGGAAAACCUGGAAGGAGCGCCUUGUGAUCCAAGCUCUAGAGAACAGAGUUGGUAUCUACUCUCCUCACACAGCCUAUGAUGCCGCACCCCAAGGAGUCAACAACUGGUUGGCUAAAGGGCUUGUGAUCUCUAGGAUUGAUGAUGAAGAACAAACACGGAUCAGUGUGAAUUGUACUCAGAAGGCUUUGAUGCAGUUGGUGGAUUUUCUCUCCCAGAACCAACAGCUUUAUCAGAAGACUGAAAUUCUGUCACUAGAGAAGCCUUUGCUUCUACGUACUGGAAUGGGGCGAUUAUGCACACUGGAUGAAUCUGUCUCCUUGGCAACCCUGAUUGAACGAAUCAAAAGCCACCUGAAACUAUCUCAUGUUCGCUUAGCUCUUGGGGUAGGGAAGACCUUAGAGUCCCAAGUCAAAGUCGUGGCCCUGUGUGCUGGUUCUGGGAGCAGCGUUCUGCAGGGUGUAGAGGCUGACCUCUACCUUACAGGUGAGAUGUCCCAUCAUGACAUUCUGGAUGCUGCUUCCCGAGGAAUAAAUGUCAUCCUUUGUGAACAUAGCAACACUGAACGAGGCUUUCUUUCCGACCUUCGAGAUAUGCUGGGUGCUCACUUGGAGAACAAGAUUAAUAUCAUCCUGUCAGAGACAGACAGGGACCCUCUUCGUGUAGUAUAAUAUAUAUCGGAACAUCAGGAUAACAAAAUCUACGAAUAAAUUAGAUCCCAGCUCAAAUUCAUAAUAUGAGUCAGCAGAGUUCCUGUCCUUCCUAAAGAAUGUCUUAGAAUGUAUUAUCAUUUCCAGUUUGUUAAUCUGGUUCACCAAAUGUUCUGUAGCUCAUAAGGUUAAAACUGUAAUGUAGCUACUAUAUUAAAGAACGAAUACUCAUGAUACGCUCUAGGAAAGAUGGACGAAAAUCUGUUCACUUA
Messenger RNA from Nycticebus coucang (slow loris), 2416 nucleotides. It is a transcript of the gene NIF3L1, whose product is annotated as NGG1 interacting factor 3 like 1. The record is from RefSeq and is a predicted model, not a curated record. Gene Ontology annotation, cellular component: cytoplasm; mitochondrion. The transcript is spliced from 5 exons. The coding region runs from base 1185 to 2165 and encodes 326 amino acids. NCBI's taxonomy places the organism in Eukaryota, Metazoa, Chordata, Mammalia, Primates, Lorisidae.